AUGGAAAAGAUUAGUAGCCUGAUGGUCCUGGAUGAUGAUCAAGAAAAUCACAAGUUGGCAUCUAAGUUACCAAGAUGGACAUUGGUCAGAUGGGAAAGACGAGUCUACGAUUGGAAAGAAAAGAACCACAAUUUCCCCCCGUUCUCCGAGUUUGUGAAAUAUCUCGUGACCGAGUCCAAUAUAGCUUGCGAUCCAGUUAUCAGCCGUUUUAAGGAAGACGACUCUAAGAAAGCGAAGGGUCGACCGUAAGAAAUACCGAAUCGCAGGAAUCGUCCGAAUCGAGAUGAAUUUCGCAGUCGAAACAUACUCGCAACACGAUCAGAAGAAGGAGAUCAGAGCAAAGAAAGACCUAACGGCGAAGCAAAGCAGACCACCUGCAUACUGUGUAAUAGACCUCAUGAACUGAACUCGUGUCAGUCGUUUUGCGCAAAGGAUAUAAUAGAUAGAAAGGAAUUUCUGUAUUCACUACAACAGAGGCAGAAGUGGGUACGCCUUCGGCGAAAUAUGCAACCAGGAGAUAUUGUGUUAAUGUCCGAAGGUAACGUGCCAAGAAAUUGUUGGCGUAUGGCCCGCAUAGAAGAAGCUUAUACUGAUGAGGACGGAUUUGUGCGAAAGGUGAAGCUGGUUAUGAGUGAUCCUUCACUGAAUCGAAAGGGAGAGCGCAUUCGUGCCAAAAGCGUGUUGGAACGACCAAUCCAGAAGUUGGUACUACUAUUAAAAUGCAAUGGUGAUCAAAGUGAAAAUGAAGAUAAACGAUUCCCCGACGGAGAGCCUAACUGA
This is a messenger RNA of Paramuricea clavata, 780 nucleotides long. The record is from the annotation of a GenBank genome assembly. Lineage: Eukaryota; Metazoa; Cnidaria; Anthozoa; Malacalcyonacea; Plexauridae.